Messenger RNA from Magnolia sinica, 699 nucleotides. Its product is annotated as small ribosomal subunit protein eS1-like. Lineage: Eukaryota; Viridiplantae; Streptophyta; Magnoliopsida; Magnoliales; Magnoliaceae. The transcript has a single exon. Gene Ontology annotation, biological process: translation. Gene Ontology annotation, molecular function: structural constituent of ribosome. The coding region runs from base 325 to 609 and encodes 94 amino acids. Gene Ontology annotation, cellular component: cytosol; ribosome. The record is from RefSeq and is a predicted model, not a curated record.
GUCUCAAACACCGAGUGUUUGAGUGUUCCUUGGCUGACCUUCAGGCUGAUGAGGAUCAGUCCUACAGGAAGAUCCGUCUUAGAGCAGAGGAUAUCUAAGGAAGGAAUGUCCUCACAAACUUUUGGGGAAUGGAUUUUACAACUGACAAAUUAAGAUCGCUGGUCCAUAACUGGCAAACCUUGAUCGAGGCGCAUGUAGAUGUGAAGACGAUAGACAACUACACCCUGAGAAUGUUUGCAUUGGAUUCACCAAGAGGCGCCCUAACCAAGUUAAGUGAACCUGUUAUGCCCAGUCAAGCCAAAUCAGACAGAUUUGCAAAAAAAAAUGAGGGAAAUCAUGGUUAACCAGGCAACGUCCUGUGAUCUCAAGGAGUUAGUGCAGAAGUUCAUCCCUGAGGUGAUUGGAAAGGGGAUCAAGAAGGCAACAUCCAGCAUCUAUCCUCUGCAAAAUGUCUUCAUUCGGAAAGUCAACAUCCUUAAAGCCCCAAAAUUUGAUCUUGGCAAGCUGAUGGAGGUUCAUGGUGACUACUCGGAAGAUGUCGGAGUGAAAUUGGAGGGGCCAGCAGAUGAACCAAUUGCAGAGGCGAAAGCUGAAGUUGUUGGCGCUUAACGUUUAGUAUUUUCAUUUUCCCUUUUUAUCUUCAAUUUUCAUGGAAUGUUUGAGGAUUUUGUUUUAGUGGAUGGGGAAUUUUGAGAGAUG